Messenger RNA from Geodia barretti, 1793 nucleotides. Lineage: Eukaryota; Metazoa; Porifera; Demospongiae; Tetractinellida; Geodiidae. The record is from the annotation of a GenBank genome assembly.
UCAGCUGGAGGACAAGGACAAAAAACAAGAAAUUUCCCCCAUUUCUCUCUUACAUCACUGUUUAUAUUAUUAUGUUUGCUUUGUUACCAUGAUUACUAAUGUAUGCUCCUAUAUAUGUAUAUACAUGGUGGUCUCAUUGAUGGUUGAUCGGGAAUUCAAGCAUAUUAUAAGGACUUUUUCACUACACCAAGAGUCAAAAAUGGAUGUUUUAUGCGAACCAACCAUGUUUGCAUGCAUGUUCUGAUUGGAGAUCGGUUGUGGAUGACGUCAAAUGGUAUUGAUAUUGAUCAGGAAUUGGAACGAAAGAUAACUUCAUAUGAACAGAGGGGACAAACAGUUGUACUGACUUCCAUUGCUGGUAUCCUGGUGGGAGCAGUAGUAAUUCACGAUAAGGUCAAACCUGAGGCUCGGCAAGCAAUCAAGUGUCUGCAGUCCAUGAAUGUAAAGGUUGCUCUUCUCACUGGGGAUAACCGUAGAACUGCACUGGCAAUUGCACAAGAAGUUGGAAUACCAGAGGGAAAUAUUUGUGCUGAGGUGCUACCUUCUCAUAAGAAAGACAAUGUUACUUUUUUCCAAAAAGGGAACAUUAAGGUAGCGAUGGUUGGGAGACAGCGUCUUGUUUCUGAGACGGCCGAGGAGAGGGAGAUGUGCCUGUCACAACGUAGGGUGCGUCUUGCUUCUGGGACGACCAAGGAGAGGGAGACGCACCUGUCACAACGUAGGGCACGGGAGAGAGCGUGGCGUGCAGCAUGAUCAUCUGGAUAAGAACCGCUGACCGGCGGAUCGGAGACGUAACCACUAUUUGGCACGCACACAACCGUUAGUUGGACCGCUCCCACUCGCCAAAAAUUCACUGCAUUAACCUAGUUAAUACCCCUACCAUCUGCACCCCUCCCAUAGCACGCACUUGUCCAAAUAGCUAAAGGUGGGGGGUUGGAAUCUCAUUGGUAGGCAUUUUUCUACCCUUCUUCCUCUUCUUCACUCAUCAACAUUCUCUCAGUCUACCAAGUGUGAGAUCAGGAGCAAGAUUAUCAGUAUAAGGAUUGGCAUGGUACCUAGCGUCAUAGAUGUAUAUUGUGAUCGUAUACAUAUACACACAUGGUUCUAGUUCGCUGAGGGUUCACUUUAGUGCUUUUCAUUUCUCUUGGGGUAUGUACCAUGUUCUUGUUUUCCUUUUUGCUCAAUAAGGUUUCUAGUCCCAGCCUACGAGUGAUCCUACCUCCAACAUAGUCGUAGAGAGUUGCCACGAGGCACACCAAGUAACAAUGUUGGGAUUGUUUCUUGGGACUAUUUCAAUGUUGGGAUUGUUUCGUGAGAGCAUUUCAUGAGUGUCAGGGUGCUGCAUAACCAUGCUGACAUUGUUGAACUUGCUUGCUCUAAUGCUCCUUUUCUGUCUGCUUACAGGUAUAUACUAUGGUGUUUGUAUGCUCCAAUAUUUUCACGAAACCUCUUUCCAUUUUUUCUUUGCUCUUUUUAGUUUGGUGGACACCCUUCCACCUCAUCUUGAGGCCAGCAACCUGGACCCUUCACUAGAUCUUGAUGAACUCCCUGAAGACAUCACCCUGGCUCAAACUGCUUCUACCUGGAAAUACAUCAUACAGUUUCAAGCUCAACAGAAACAGCACUAAGUGUAUAAACUUCCCACUAUACUGUUGAACAUAGAUUCAUUGUGUUAUGUAAGCUAAUUUUAAUUUUGUAAUGACUGUAACUAGUUAACAUUACCAUUAUUACAUGCAUGUAAAGGUGCUCAUGUUUGUUCAACUGUGCAGGUAUUACAGUAUAGCAAAGGACCC